Symsagittifera roscoffensis is the source of this 1988-nucleotide messenger RNA. RefSeq names its product beta-alanine-activating enzyme-like. Bases 106 to 1896 code for a protein of 596 amino acids. NCBI's taxonomy places the organism in Eukaryota, Metazoa, Xenacoelomorpha, Acoela, Convolutidae. The transcript has 7 exons. Gene Ontology annotation, molecular function: protein binding. Gene Ontology annotation, biological process: amino acid activation for nonribosomal peptide biosynthetic process. The record is from RefSeq and is a predicted model, not a curated record.
CGCAAACUGCGCACUUAUUUGUUGAGAAAGAUUCCAGAAAUAUUUGUGCCCCAAAAUUGGUUUGUCGUGCCGAAAAUUCCUUGCAACAACAACGGAAAAUUAGAUAUGAAUUUUCUGAAAGAUUAUAUUGAUUGUUACAAACAAAGCAAAAAAGUACCAGUCAGUGGCGCACCCAGAAAUUUUGCCCAGAAAUUCGGCCAGUUUUUAUAUGAGGUUUUAUCGGGCUGCAGCCAGUUUAGCAAUUACAACAUAGAUUCUGGGUUUCUCUCCAACGGGGGAACUUCUCUGCAAGCAUUCUACGUAAUUCAGCAGCUUGUGAAUGAAUGUGCACUUACGGAAAAUGGAGAGCAGAAUGUUGUUUUGAAAAUGAUGCUAGCGGACCUUCCUCUCAAGUUUGUCCAAUCGCAGUGUGAAAAUUUUCUCAGUUCUGAAAUAACAAAUACUGCUAGGCAUCAAAAGGAAACACCCAGUCCAGUUUAUGGCGUUGCCCUCGAGAAGUUGUGGGAAGUAGAUAUGGAACUAUGUGUGGAUGCAGGAGUAGUCACCGACUCUAGCGAACAAAUUGGUUAUAUUGGCUCUCACAGCGGACUGUUUGUUGCCGUAGAAAUAUCAACCGGGAAUAUUUUAUGGAAGCGGCAUUUUCCGGACAGAAUUAUAUCUUCAUGUGUUAUAUCGCUAGAGGACCAGUUUCUUGUCGUGGGAUGUCAAAAUGGGGUUAUUUAUGUUAUGAUGAGCAAAAGCGGAGAGGUCCAUUGGUAUUUCGAGACACAAGCUAUGAUUAAAUGUACUCCAGUUAUUGACUCUACCAAAGGCUCUCACAGCGGACUGUUUGUUGCCGUAGAAAUAUCAACCGGGAAUAUUUUAUGGAAGCGGCAUUUUCCGGACAGAAUUAUAUCUUCAUGUGUUAUAUCGCUAGAGGACCAGUUUCUUGUCGUGGGAUGUCAAAAUGGGGUUAUUUAUGUUAUGAUGAGCAAAAGCGGAGACGUUCAUUGGUAUUUCGAGACACAAGCUAUGAUUAAAUGUACUCCAGUUAUUGACUCUACCAAAGGUUCUGUCGUGUUCUGUCCGUCUUACGACUGCCGCGUGUAUGCCCUAGACUUCAAAAACAAAGUACACCUAUGGACUUGCAGACUUCCCGCGCCGAUAACAUCAACACCGUGCCUUAUAUCAUCUGCAUCGGUACAUACGGAAACUGUUUCCGAACAAGAGUUUCCGAUUAUUAUUUGUGCCGAUUUAAGUGGUCAAAUUUCAACUUUAAACGGAGACACGGGCGUCAUUUUGGGUUCGCUGCAGCUUAAAAAACCAGUGUUUGCCGAUCUCAUUGCAAUCAAACAAGGGUCAUUAGUGUUGGCAUGUGAAGUCAACGGAGUUAUAUCUCUUCUCUCAACGAACAAUCUGAACAUCAUUUGGAGCAUUUCUCUUACAAAUCGAAACUCAAAUAUUUUCUCGAAACCUCUGCACGCUAAAAGCGUGAACAAAAUAUUCGUGACUGAUUCAAUUGGCAAUGUUACGAUUCUAGAUGCUAUCAAUGGGAUGAUUUUGCAAACUAUCGACAUUGGAACUAAUUGCAAGCUGGGAAAUCCUGUUUUAAUUGAUGCGAAAAACUUAUUGACUAUGAAGGGCGCUUCUAAAGAACUCAACAAAACUGAUAGUGUGAAAAAUUGCAAUAAAACUGUUUUAAGUUCCGAGGUCAGAAACUCGAGAACUCAUUGUGCUGUAGUGUUCUGCUGUUCAAAUGGAGUUAUUUACUUAAUUGAACUAGCAGAUGAUUUGUCGCGGUUUCAUGAGAUACACGAUUUGAAAAUUGAAGUGUUUGCUCCUCUAAAUUUGUGCCGUAAUUCAACUUUGAUUAUCGGAGGACAUGAUGAUAAGCUACAUUGCUUAAAAUUAAUAUAGUUUCUCAGGACUUUUUCAUAACAACAUAAGGACUUAAAACAUUAUUUGACAAUCGUUGAAGCAGAUGUAAGUGCAUGCAGCAAAAAUUCGUG